CCGCUACCGUGGCCGCCGCUGGGCGGGGCGCCCCAGCUACUGCUCCCGCCGGCUCCGCGUGCACGCGGGCGGCGCCUCCUCCUCAGGUAAAUGGAAGAGCUGGAGGGCGGUUUAUCCCAGACUCGGAAAGCACACAGAAUAGAGCAGAUGGUGGCAAGGUGGCUUCGGCGCUCCCGGGACAGCUCAGCUCGGGCUAAAGUCGCCGCUGCUGAUGGGCCACCCGGGAAUCCAGCCCAGGCGCUCACGCCAGUGCAGCACACAGUGACACUAGACAAAGAUGUCCUCCUCCAGAACUAUGGAUUCCACAUUUCUGAGACUCUCCCCCUCACAGUGGUGGCUGUCACAGCAGGCAGCUCUGCUCACGGCAAGCUUUUCCCUGGCGAUCAGAUUCUCCAAAUGAACAAGGAGCUGGCUGAAGACCUUUCAUGCGAACGAGCAGUCGAUAUUCUCAGAGAAACGGAAGAUGCUCUUUCAAUUACAGUUGUCCGCUGCACAUCGGGAGUCCCCAAGUCGUCCUUCUUGACUGAAGAGAAGAGGGCCCGGCUGAAGACCAACCCAGUGAAGGUGCACUUCGCUGAGGAGGUGCUGGUCAGUGGGCACAGCCAGGGGAACUCUCUGCUUUGUAUGCCCAACGUGCUCAAGGUGUACCUGGAGAACGGACAGACCAAAGCUUUCAAGUUUGAGGCAAACACAACUGUGAAGGACAUCAUCCUCACGGUGAAGGAGAAGCUGUCUAUCCGAAGUAUCGAGUACUUUGCACUGGUCCUGGAAGAACAGUACAGCAUCUCCCGCCUACACCUUUUGCAUGAGGAGGAGCUCAUCCAGCAGGUGGUGGAAAGGGAAGAAUCACAGGACUCCCGCUGCCUCUUCAGGGUGUGCUUUGUCCCCAAGGACCCCCUGGACCUGCUCAAAGAAGACCCCGUGGCCUUCGAGUAUCUCUACCUACAGAGUUGCAGUGAUGUCCUUCAGGAGCGCUUUGCCGUGGAGAUGAAGUGCAAUUCUGCCCUCCGGCUUGCAGCCCUGCACAUCCAGGAGCGGAUCUAUGCCUGUGCCCAGCCACAGAAGAUCUCUUUGAAGUACAUAGAGAAAGACUGGGGAAUAGAGAAUUUUAUAUCUCCAACUUUACUCCGAAAUAUGAAAGGCAAAGACAUCAAGAAAGCCAUUAGUUUCCACAUGAAGAGAAACCAGAAUUUGCUGGAACCCCGGCAGAAGCAACUUAUUUCUGCUGCUCAGCUACGCUUGAAUUAUCUUCAGAUCCUGGGAGAACUCAAGACGUAUGGCGGGAAAAUCUUUAAUGCUACUCUGAUGCUACAGGAUAGAGAAUCCUACAUUGCCCUUCUGGUGGGGGCCAAGUAUGGGAUUAGCCAGAUCAUCAAUAGCAAACUCAACAUCAUGUCCACGCUGGCAGAGUUUGCCAACAUCAGCCGUGUGGAGCUGACGGAAGAGUCUGAGAAAGUGAGCGUGGUCAAGAUCUACCUUCAGGACGUCAAGGUUCUGACUUUGUUGCUGGAAUCCAGCAGUGCAAAAGACCUGACCUGCUUGAUUGCUGGGUACUACAGGCUGUUUGUGGACCCAGCCAACCCUGUCUUCCUCUGGUCUGGAAACAGACAGCAGACUCACCGAGUGUCUGCUGAAGAAGGCUACGAGUCCAGGGCCUGCAGCGACUCAGAGGAGUCCUCUGAAGUGGAUUGCGUACUGGAGCCCCUUUCUGACCGAUGCCUGGUGAAGCUGAGCCUCUGCAGACCGUUCGUCAGAGAGGAGCAGCGGCCUGGAGACAGCCCCACACCUGAGGUGACCAGGAGAGGCCCAAGCACCUGCGGGGCCAGCAGCAUGACAGACAGUGCUGAAUCUGAGGCAUCGGACUCAGCCAACACCGAGAGCCGAGGCUGCAGGACCAGCGGGUCUAGUGAGUCCAUGGACGCCCUUGAAGAGGAUGACUUGGACGCGUGCUCCUCCAGUGGGACCAGCUUCUUCCACUUCGGCCCACCAGGCUUCUCAAAGGACCUUGAUACCAACAGCCAAGAGGAAAACAGCAGGGUCGAGACCAGUGGUUUCCUGUGUUUGCUGGACCUGGCCCAGAAUGCUACUCCUCGGUGCCAGAAGCUAGAAGGCCCCCAGAGCCUUGCUUCGGAGGCCUGCAGCUGGGGACCAGAACUGAGCAUGGGCAGGCUAGACCCCAGGUUGUAUGAGGGCAGCCGGACAGACUACUAUAGCCUGUGUUCCAGCGUCUCCCCAGGCAGCCACCUGAGUGACUCAGGCUCAGAGAGCACAACCUCCCGGCAGGGAGCUGCACCUCCACCGUGGUGCCCGCAGGACUGGAUGGAGGCUCAGUCCGGCUCCAUGCUGGAAACCCUGGCCCUGCCUGCUCUGCCCACACUGGCCUUGGAGGAUGGCAGCUCCGAUGAGGAAUACUACGAUGCAGCUGACAAGCUCACACCGCCAGACACGCUCUCAGGGCCCAGAGCUGCCGAUCUGAGUGCCAUGAGAUUGCAGAGUCAUUCUAGAACCCGUGGCUCCGAGGAAAGCCUGCAUCCGGGCCCAGAGGGAGGAGAGCCAAGCAGGCAGGGAGGGGUGAAGAAGUAUGCCAAGUCCCCGAGGAAAAGAAGGUCCUUCCUACAGACAGAUCACACCUCCCAGGUCUCCUUCCCCAUGGAGCCAUCCGCCUCCCAGGAGAACAUGGAUGAUGUGUGCUACUAUGACAGAGAGCCCUACCUGAGCCUCACUGCCCCCUCCCCAACUGUGUCCUCCCUGCAGGACAUGAAAAGUGAACCAGGCCUCCUGGAGACCAAAGCCUUGGGGUUGCUGGCUUCCCUGAGGGAGACAAAGAGCAAAAAUCCAGCCUCCAGGAUCAUGGAGAUGGAGCCUGAGACCAUGGAAACCAAGUCCGUCAUUGACUCUCGAGUGUCUUCUAUCUCUGCCAUUCGCCUCCGAAUUGACCCGGGCAACACAGAGAAUCUUGAGGCCAGUCCCUCGGCUGUCACCACCGAUGGUUCCUCAGCAAGCAUCCCUCACAACCCCCAUCCUUCCAACCCAGGUUCCUCCAGCCCACGGGCUGCUCAGGUCAGGCCCCUUCAGAGCGUAUCUCCAGGUCAAGACGCAGGGGGUACCACCCCCAAAGGGCUCCCUGCAGAGCCUCAAGACAGCGCCUUCCCCCUCUCUAGUGCUGACCCUAAUCCAGACACCCCAGGGCCGCACCACGCCCCCCAAGGAGACGCCUCAGAGCUGGAAGAGGUGCGAUCAGAAAUGGGGUCGGGAUCUGUUUUAAUAAACCACAUACAAGAGGUUACCCCCCAAAUCGCAGGGCCUUUGUGUCCCGGCGAUGGGCCUACUACUAGUGGGGAACACGGAGUGACUUCGGAAGAGAUGGCCUUGGAUGCAGCUGAAGUUAGGCAGGAAAAUGCCCCCAGCCUGUUCCAUAAGGGGUUUGGGAAGGACUCAGGUGAUUUCAAGGGUGACGGGUUAGAUAAUGUUCCACCGGCCCUCGACGACGCUCAUGCUCCAGCUGGUGAAACAGAAAGCUCCUUCCACUCAAAGCCGCCUGCAACAGGUCUGGGACGAAUCUCUCCCAACUCUGAAGGGGAAAACCAAGAAGCCCAGGAGCAGGAGCUGUUGGCCGAACUAGACUUGGGCCCUAAUUUCUUACUUGGGGAGCAGACCAUUCAGUCAGCCGUCCCUCCAGAGCCGGUCGAGGCAGAGCAGCUCGACCACGUGAUGGGAGAAGACUCGGUCCCCGUGGACACUUCUCAGCAGGUCUGUGUCCGUACAGUACCGCCCCUGCCAAAGCUUUCCCCGUGUCAAGAGGAGCCCCGCUCAGCAGAUUCAGGCCACGGCUCCCCAGCAGAAAGCAAAGGUGACAGUCCUAUCACUUGCCUUCCGCCUGAGAGGUCUUUCCUGUGCUUCGCCCCAGAGAGCCAUCCUGAAGGCUCCAACAGUCUCAGCAGGGUCACCUCCUUCAGUUUCGCUGGCAUGAAUGAAGUGGCGCCUGCCGGGAUUGGCAUAGAACACUGCCGAUGUCAGUUCCCCUAUGCCACAUGCUUCCGUGGUCUGCAGCCUGAGACAGAGGAAGAAGACGGGGACCCACAGUCACACCCUGCCGCCCCUCUUACCUCACCACCCUCUGCAGGAAGCCAGGUGACCCUGCCCUGGAGGGCAGCCCGUGCCUACAGCUGCACCACACCCCUGUCCAGGAAAAGCCACAUCUGGCCAGAGUACUGCUCCAGGGCUCUGAGGCAGCUGAAAACUGCCCCUGCAAAUGCCCCUGAGGGCUUUGUCCAACUCACAGAGAGCCUGCUGGAGCUACAGGACAUUUUAGAAGCCUCCUGGGGGGUUGGAAACAAACACCCCCCUGACAAGUGCACCUGGCAUUUUUCAGAAAGUCGGAGCCGCCUGUGCAUGGGCUCACAGAAGCUCCUAUCCAGCUGUCAGCAUGUGAUCAGAAUGGACCAGUCCCCCGAGGAGAUGCAGGGUGCUGUGCGGGUCACUUUCCAGCACCUGGUCCAGCUGGCCGGCCUCUGCUUCCAGUUCACAGACUGUAGCCGCUGUUCCACCCGGCACAGGGAAGUGGCCGGGAACCUGAGGGACGUGAUAUAUACCUACCACCAAUUCGUGGAGGCCGCAAAACUCACCUGUGAGAGAGGUUACCAUGACCUCAGUGUGAAACUCUUGGCCCGCCAGUGCACAGCCCUCACAGCUGCUGUAUUCUGUUUGACCCAGAAGUUCCGGGCAUCCACUGCUCUGUGAACAGGUCACCGACACAGGGCCUUUACCUUGCCUGGAAGGUUCUCCAAGGAGCCUCUUCUAGUUCACCCACUCCUUUAAAUGUUUACGUCAUAGAGUAUUAAAAUAAACUGCUGCUUAAUCUUGUCUUGUUCUGAGCGAUGGUAAAUUUGGAUUAAAAAUGUUCCCUCAUGC
Molecule: messenger RNA, 4911 nt
Organism: Rattus rattus (black rat)
Lineage: Eukaryota; Metazoa; Chordata; Mammalia; Rodentia; Muridae
Gene: Frmpd1
Product: FERM and PDZ domain containing 1
Exons: 16
Coding region: 91-4740 (1549 amino acids)
Biological process (GO): signal transduction
Cellular component (GO): cytoskeleton
Molecular function (GO): protein binding
Source: RefSeq, a predicted model, not a curated record